This is a messenger RNA of Chenopodium quinoa (quinoa), 1110 nucleotides long. RefSeq names its product NAD(P)H-quinone oxidoreductase subunit N, chloroplastic-like. Bases 225 to 911 code for a protein of 228 amino acids. The record is from RefSeq and is a predicted model, not a curated record. Lineage: Eukaryota; Viridiplantae; Streptophyta; Magnoliopsida; Caryophyllales; Amaranthaceae. Gene Ontology annotation, cellular component: membrane. The transcript has 4 exons. Gene Ontology annotation, molecular function: oxidoreductase activity, acting on NAD(P)H, quinone or similar compound as acceptor.
UAAAAACAAAAUAGCAAAUUUGGGUCCAUUUAGUAUGAGUCUAUUCAGCUUAGCUAAAAGACUUCCACAAAAACAAAUUUGCUUUAGCCAAACUCUUCCUUAUCUUCCUUAUACACCUUACAAAUUUUAACACACUGCUCAGCUUUGUCCUUUGAAAGCUCUAAACUGUUAUGUUAUUUCACAAAAUAAAACAAACAAACUGAAAGAGAGAAAAAAAAAAAAGUAUGGCUACCAUGACUUCUUUACAAUAUUAUGGGAUGCCAUCCCCCAACUUCCAGCAGAAAAGGCAGCAUUUACCAAACAGUGUGCUCUACUGCAUUACCAAUUCAAAAGGCAUGAUCAAGCAGUCCUCGAGAAGCCGAAAUGGGAUGCAAAGGAGAGCUGUGAGUGUAGUCAGGUGUAGUAGUAGUGGAAUUGGGAUAGUAGAUUUCAUAGGAGGUGAUCUUCUGAAGCCUGAUAUAGGAAAAUGGUUAUCAGAUGUGGAGGAGCAUAAGGCCCUUGCUAUAUACACCCCACAUGAAGGUGGUUAUGAGGGCCGGUACUUGAACCGCCUUACUCGUCUAGGCUAUCAUUUUCUCGAUGUCUCAGCUCGUGGACUUGGAGAUCCGGAAUCCACCCUCACCAAGAUUCACCCUGUCUGCCCUCCUCAUGUUGGGAAGCAACCCAUAGCAAGGUGGUGGUUUCCUCCGGAAGUUGAUUAUAGACUCGAGGCUCUUCCUUCUGAUGCUAAGGGCCUUGUUGUCUGGGUCAUUGAAGCCAAGGUUCUUUCUAAAUCAGAGCUGCAAUUUCUGGCACUGCUUCCAUCUCUUCGACCCAAAGUCCGAGUUAUAGCAGAGUGUGGCAAUUGGAGAAAAUUCAUGUGGAAGCCGCUGAAGGAGAUUGCAGGACUAGCCCCUCUACAGGAAGUGUGACAGGCGAUACUGUAAGGAAAUUACAGCUGAUCUUGAGAACUCUUAAGAAAUUAAUAGUUUCUUACUUUCUUUCACUCUAAUAGCAGUGUCAAAAUGUUUGUGAUUAAUUGUACAGCAUUGUAAAAUGUAUGGGAUAACAGGUGAAAGUAAAAAGGCGACUGAAAUAAUGCUUUGUGUAUACAGAACAGAAUUAAGAUCA